AGAUUAUUUUUCCAUCUCCAUUCUCUCUUCAUUGUAAACUCUCUCUAUUAAUAAAGAUCUCAGUUCCACACCAUUUAUUCUAUUUUUUAGUGUUAACAUGCGCCCACCGUGGGGCUUGGCACUUUUCAGUCCACGAAUACCACAUGGAAAAUUCAAAAAAUUCAUCACGACCUUGUAGAAGUAUUCCGAGCUCCAGAAGUGAAGACUAAAUGAGUGACUCUUCGUCAUCAGGAACAAACCCAAGAAAUACUGUUAAUAAAACAAAACCAUCAAAUUCAACCAUGGCAUCACAAAUACAGAAACUUACACAAGACAUGGAGGAGACGAGGCAAAGUUUAAAAGCAAUUAAGCGAGCCACAGCAUCCAUGACAAAAACUGUUACCACCUCAUCGCAAGAAGUAAGGUGUGAGCGCUUGUCACAAAGCGAUGCUAGGACAUUAGAGGGGAAGGAGCAAGAUUCAACACAGGAAAACAACAAUCAAGAUGAAAGUUACGUAGAAACACAGGUUCAUGAUGACGGUAUUUACAAAGAAAUUGAAGCAUUGCAACAACAUCUGGCAAAAAUAGAAGCAGGCAGGCAGAGGUACGCAGAACUAGCAUACACAGCUUCAGUAGAAAAAGCCUUUAUAGACAAAAUCAUCAGGGAACCUAUGCCAUCAAAUUUCAAAACUCCGCAACUAGCUGAAUACGAUGGAACUCAACACCUAGUGGAGCAUGUGCAAGGAUAUAGAAUGGCAAUGAUGGUAUAUGGAGCCUCGAAUGCUCUAUUAUGCAAGCAAUUUCCAGCAACUUUUAGGAAAGCUGUGCAGGCUUGAGCUCCUCAAAAGACCAACCAUCAUCUCUUAACAAUCAAACAGAAGACAAGAGAGUCACUAAGAGCCUACAUAGCAAGAUUCCAUAAUGAAGCUGUGCAGGAACA
Molecule: messenger RNA, 919 nt
Organism: Rubroshorea leprosula
Lineage: Eukaryota; Viridiplantae; Streptophyta; Magnoliopsida; Malvales; Dipterocarpaceae
Source: the annotation of a GenBank genome assembly